GUGGCGGGUCCAUAUGGAGAUCUGUAUCGUGCAUGGAGAGUUAUGCAUCAAUCUCUAUUAUCACCCACCUCAUUGUACAGGUGCCAUCGAUUAGCCAGCCAAGGUUGUAAUUGCAGCAGUUAUAAGGAAACCCUGUUCAGCCAUUCUCCCGCCCCUUACAGACACACAGCUAAUCGUGUGUCUGUCUAGGCGCCUGGUCGGCUAAUAGAACUUUAGAGCCCGAGACCUCAGCACUAGUGGGCCAGCAUGUUUUACCGCUGCACCGCUCUGCUGUACUAGAUCCAAAAUUCUACCCCAUCCACCUUUAAUUUAAACACACUGUCUGGACCACCAAGCAAAUGAGAAUAAAAGGCUUCUCGCCCCCCUAUGCAAAAUCCCAUAUGCUCAGGCUCAUGAUUUGUCCACAUCUGAUGUCUUUUAAACUGAGCAAGAGGGGAAAAUGGUUACUAGAGUAUGUUUUUCUCAUGUUUUCCAGUCAGGCUGAGGUAGAAGCUACUUUCCACCUGUAGUGCUGCCACUCGCUUACUAUGGCAAGUGAAGAGAAGAAACCAGAGCCCGAAGCCACCAAAACACCAACGUGUUCUGCUGCCUCGGCUAGCCAGAGCAAGUCAGCGCCUGUGAAGCCAAACUACACGUUGAAAUUCACCUUGGCUGGCCACACGAAGGCGGUCUCAUCAGUCAAGUUCAGUCCGAGUGGGGAAUGGCUCGCCAGCUCAUCUGCUGAUAAACUAAUCAAAAUAUGGGGCGCAUAUGACGGGAAGUUUGAGAAGACGAUAUCCGGACACAAACUUGGAAUUUCAGACGUGGCCUGGUCCUCCGAUUCCAACCUCCUUGUUUCGGCAUCUGACGACAAAACCCUGAAGAUCUGGGACGUCAGUUCUGGAAAAUGUCUGAAAACCUUAAAGGGCCACAGCAACUACGUCUUCUGCUGUAACUUCAACCCUCAGUCCAACCUCAUCGUGUCUGGAUCAUUUGACGAGAGUGUUCGGAUAUGGGACGUGAAGACCGGCAAGUGUCUGAAGACGUUACCGGCUCACUCGGACCCGGUCUCUGCAGUCCAUUUUAACAGAGAUGGGUCCCUGAUUGUGUCCAGCAGUUACGAUGGACUUUGCCGUAUUUGGGACACAGCGUCAGGCCAGUGUCUGAAAACACUUAUCGAUGAUGACAACCCCCCUGUGUCCUUUGUGAAGUUUUCUCCUAAUGGGAAGUACAUUCUGGCUGCUACUCUGGAUAACACUUUGAAACUUUGGGACUACAGUAAAGGCAAGUGCUUGAAAACCUACACCAGUCAUAAAAAUGAAAAGUACUGCAUAUUCGCAAAUUUCUCAGUUACGGGUGGCAAGUGGAUCGUUUCAGGCUCGGAAGACAACAUGGUUUACAUCUGGAACUUGCAGACCAAGGAAAUUGUACAGAAACUGCAGGGUCACACCGAUGUGGUCAUCUCUACGGCCUGCCACCCCACAGAAAACAUAAUUGCGUCUGCAGCACUAGAAAACGACAAGACCAUCAAGCUGUGGAAGAGCGAUUGCUAAGCUUCCACACACGCCGGCUUAUUUUAUUAUUGCUAAUUGUUCUUUUUUAUUUUCAUUUUGUACUUAUUUCUUUGGGGAGGGAAGAAGGACUUUUAUCAUGAGAAAAAUAAAUCCAGGCCAUUUAAGCCCUCGAUCGUUUGAUCGGUGAAUAACGGUGGUAGCCGAUGUGGAGAUUUGUACCCGACACGCCAUGCCGUUCUCCAUUCUCUUGAUAUCUCUACUUUACAUAAACAUGAGCUGUAUUUGUUUGUUUCGUUAGUUAACCACCCUGCCCUUCCUAAUCCUGUUAAGGUCUGUAUAUUCUGUACACCUUUAACCCUGGUCUUGUACAUCUAGGCAGAUCUGAGCCUCCCUGCUGCCUUCUCAUUUGUUCUGUUUUGUAGGGUGUUGUAGUGUUGUGUUGAUUUUGUACAAUAUCACGAGCCAGAAGUGAACGUUCAUGGUGUAUUUACUGGCCAAUUCUUACAGAUAAAUGAUUUUCUUGUUUGUUUCGUUGACCAGUGUUUAUUGUAUAUCUGCUCCAAGCCAUAAAGUGAUUUUUUUUCAUACCAGCCAUGGAAAUAAAGAGUAGCACGUUUGGUGUUCACACAUUUUCAAAACAUCGUCCAUAACGGUUGAAUUUACUCUUAAUUCCUUUCACCAUGACGAGACAAGUUUAGCUUUCAAAAUUUACAAAUAGAAAGUGAAGUGUUGAGCUACCAGUUUAGCAUUGUAUAGUCUGACUGAACCAGACAUGAUCUUCCACAUUGACCUCUCACCAGGAGGAAAGGUCCUAAUGAAAUGUUGGAAAACCCAAUCAGUCCUAAAAUAUGUUACAGAAACAGACCAACUAAUUCAUCGUGUUCUUUUAGAAGUGUGUUUAAUGCAGUUCUGCCAUCUUGUGUUCCUUCCUCACAGCACAUUGCUUAGCCGGAAUGCUAAUCCUGGUGCAAAUCCAUGUUCCAUUUAUCAUCAUGAUCCACCAGUUCAUUUAAAGUCUUAAUUCUGGAUCCUAAACAUGACUGAUUGGCAAGCUGUCAUUAUUACAAGCUUUUAUUACAGUGUAGUCUGGCCUGACUGGACAGUUUGAGCUUUAAAAUUUACCUUAUAUAACAUUUUUAACACACUAGUCACACCAGCAGGACACCCUGAUGUCUUUUUGUGUAGUUUUUAGAUUUAACUUCAUGUUUUUUGGACAGUGUUGACGAAUUCAUCAGUAUGUAAUGAUACCAUGGGGAAUGCACUAGUAUAGCAUACCAAUUUGUGGUUUCCAGUCGCCAAUCCUUUAGUUUUAAGCUUAAAUUGGUGUUUAAUCUGGAUACUCACUGAGUUAGUUAUGAAAUCAUGUCUGCUGUUUAACAUCAUACAAACAUCAUACUGCGAAUUCACAGGUUGUACGCACAAUUUCAUAAACUACUCAAACGAGUCUAGUGAAAAUGAACAUACAAAUUACACUAUGAGGCCAAAAGUAUUUGUACACAUGACUAUUAGCUUGUUGGACAAAUGGUAUUAAAAUGGAGCCUCAACGAUUCUGGUGCUUCAUACAGUAUGUUCACAUCCAUUUAGCUCAUCUUCAUCAUUUAUAUGUGAUAUUCCUGCUCUAGUUGUAAUGGCUUGUAAAUUGCUUUGUGUUAUUAUUUUCACACAAAUCUGUUCUAAUCUACAGCUGCCUUUUGAUUAAUAAUGUCAUUUAAAUACAAAUACAGUACAAAGUUGUGUUUUGUGUGUAUUUAAACAUGCACAGUUAAUGAAUACCGUGUUCCUGUGAAAGUUUGAUUUCAUGUCAGGAUUUUCUUUUUAUAAAUACAGUGGACAAAA
Messenger RNA from Trichomycterus rosablanca, 3329 nucleotides. RefSeq names its product WD repeat domain 5 (gene wdr5). NCBI's taxonomy places the organism in Eukaryota, Metazoa, Chordata, Actinopteri, Siluriformes, Trichomycteridae. The transcript has 13 exons. Gene Ontology annotation, molecular function: protein binding; RNA polymerase II general transcription initiation factor activity. The record is from RefSeq and is a predicted model, not a curated record. Gene Ontology annotation, cellular component: transcription factor TFIID complex. The coding region runs from base 528 to 1532 and encodes 334 amino acids. Gene Ontology annotation, biological process: transcription initiation at RNA polymerase II promoter.